CACCUCCCUCUAGAUCUCCUCUCUCUAAGAUCCGGAUUCAUGAUGAGUCGCUUUCCACACCGGAACGGUACCCAUGUGGUCCUUCUCGUGCACCGCCGUACUCGAGCCGAUUUAAUAGACCUUACACAGCAUCCUUAUGUCACGGGCAGAUUGCCGAUUCGACCGAUUGCCAUUACUGAUCCGUGAUCAUUGGGCGCUGGGCAACAAUGGACUGACUGCCUUAUGGAGAAGGCGCAGGGCUAGGACAUGCAUCUCUUGACUCACCAUACUUGCAGAAGGAUUAGAGUGUGUUCAGGAAGAAGUAUACGGCGACUAACUGAGUACUCUGUCUUCACUGCUUGUAUACGGCGACUAACACUGAGUACUCUGUGUUCAGUGCUUAUAUCAUGGUCUCUGACGGCCCGUGAAACAUUGCUGAAACCUCCCGCCAUGAACGGAAUGAUUACUUUCAAUUGUGUCGAGCGCCGGAACUCAUUCGUGUUGUCUUGCUUUGACGUGUCAUGUUUUAUUCAUCCUGAUGCAGCCGUUCAAGCUAAACUACGGAUAAAAAUGCGAUCGACAGCAGCACAAUCCCUCCAGCGCCGGUCGCACAACACCCUCACCACAAUCACACCUACCUUAUCGUCCUACCUUAGACGCUCUACUUCAUCCCUACUUUCAACACUCUACUUCAUCCCUACUUUCAACACUCUACUUCAUCCCUACUUUCAACACUCUACUUCAUCCCUACUUUCAACACUCUACUUCAUCCCUACUUUCAACACUCUACUUCAUUACAAUGCAAAUUCUCAAGUUCCUUCUCGCGGUGCUCUCUUUCUCCGUCCUUGCGACAUCGCUUCCCGUACAUACCAGUGGAUCCGGAAGCCUCGCCCUGCGCAAUGCUGACCUCGAGGAGCGCUCAACUGCAAGUGGACUGGAUGGCUCCAAAGACGUUCUAGCUCGCUCCUUUGAUGACGUCGACUCCGACCUAGAAGCUCGAGAAGAUGAGGACCUGUGCUCGAUGUGUAUGGAUCCGAAGGCGGAAUACUCCAACUGUCCCAAUGGACAGCAUCACCCUGCUCAUGCCAAAUGCUUGGCACACUUGAUCCAGCAUCAGUUCAACGAAGGACAGGAACUCACAUGCCCUACAUGCAGAACGAGUACCACUACCCUGUUGCAAAACGUAAAGAACGAACCCAACCAAGCCACGUCGUCGGCCAAGAAGGAACCCGCGCCGAAGGAAGCCACGUUGUCGGCCAAGAAGAUAAUGCUGAAACCCGCGCCGAGGAAAGCGGUGUCGAAUAGACCCGGGCCGUCGAAAUCCGCGCGGGGGAGAGCACGGAAGAGAGCCGCACGUAAGACAGCCCAGGCCAAACGUAAAGACGUCGAGUCGGAAUAGGAGUUCGAGAUGCGCGACUUUUCGAACUGAUUCAGAACAAGAACCGUCCUCCCUCCCCCCACCCGUCGCAUCCGCACCCCCCUGGAAGAAGCUGAGGAAGAAGUGGCUGACAGGGGAAGUGGUGAGCAGCAGUCUGGACUCUAUCACCUUCUAAACCAUGUACAUACAAAGAUUGUAGCAUAAAUCGAUGA
This is a messenger RNA of Dacryopinax primogenitus, 1569 nucleotides long. RefSeq lists its product as uncharacterized. The transcript is spliced from 2 exons. The coding region runs from base 779 to 1378 and encodes 199 amino acids. The record is from RefSeq and is a predicted model, not a curated record. Lineage: Eukaryota; Fungi; Basidiomycota; Dacrymycetes; Dacrymycetales; Dacrymycetaceae.